Cavia porcellus (domestic guinea pig) is the source of this 802-nucleotide messenger RNA. RefSeq names its product major allergen I polypeptide chain 1-like. The coding region runs from base 403 to 681 and encodes 92 amino acids. The transcript is spliced from 3 exons. The record is from RefSeq and is a predicted model, not a curated record. NCBI's taxonomy places the organism in Eukaryota, Metazoa, Chordata, Mammalia, Rodentia, Caviidae. Gene Ontology annotation, molecular function: steroid binding. Gene Ontology annotation, cellular component: extracellular region.
UUAUCUAUGUGGCCCUAGGUGCCCUCAACUCAGAGCAACAUUCUAGCAAAGCCUCCUGAGUGUUACGAUUACAGAAGUGUGCCACCAUCCUCCACCUCUGAUGGAGUCUAAUUUUGCACUUUUGGUCCUUUCCCUAGGCAGGUUUCCCUGUGAUUCUAUAUCUUCAGCUGCUCAGGUCCCCUGACCUUGGACAGAGGCCUAAAAAGGAGAGACGGAAGAGCUAGAACCUUCGUUGACUCUGCGGCUUAUCUUCUUGCCAACACACUUACCUCCGCUGCCACAGCCCCAAGUCAUUCCCCCUCUCCUGGCUCUGUCAGACACAGGCACUGAUUGCCCCACAGUGACCCCAGAGCAGCAAUAAAAGGACACAGAGCUGGGAAGGGAGCACCUGCCACUUGCACCAUGAAGCCGCCUACUGCUCUUCUGCUGCUUGGGGCUGCCUUGCUCCUGAUCUCAGGCACAAAUGGUGAGAUUUGCCCAACUGUGGAAGAGCAUGUUAACCUAUUCAUACAUGGAACAUCUGAUGAGUAUAAUAGCUUCAUGGCAAAAUACAUAAACGACCCUGAAACACUGGCCGCCGCCUCCUCUGUUAAACAAUGUUCUGAUGGCAAGUUAACAGAUAAGGACAAGGAGAAUGCAUCCAGUGCAUUGGAGAAAAUAUACUCAAGCCCUUACUGUUAAAUGAUCCAUCCAUGCCUAGAGACCCACAGAAGCCACCUGCCUGAUCACUAUGUAGUCUCAGCAACCCACCACAUCCAGGUAUCUGACUAGAGGAUUCCAGCAAUAAAAGCUUUGCAAUUCA